Molecule: messenger RNA, 4667 nt
Organism: Ictalurus punctatus (channel catfish)
Lineage: Eukaryota; Metazoa; Chordata; Actinopteri; Siluriformes; Ictaluridae
Gene: hps4
Product: HPS4 biogenesis of lysosomal organelles complex 3 subunit 2
Exons: 13
Coding region: 359-2134 (591 amino acids)
Biological process (GO): vesicle-mediated transport
Source: RefSeq, a predicted model, not a curated record
UAAGCAGUGGACGGGUUUUCAUGCACUAUUUAGUAAACAAGUACGCAGGGGGUUUCGACGGAGCCGCUCUCACAUGACACUUUCUUGUGACCAACAUUCCAGACUUUUAGGAAUAUUUUUCUCUUUAUUUAAAGUGAGGGAGAGACAGAGAGAGCGCGUGAAAGAAAUGUCACGUUAGGGGAAAAAAUAAAGUUUUUUUGUGUUAAAAAUCGGGAUUUUUAAACGCUCAAGUGAUACAGGAGUACUGACCUGAGUUUGGAUUAAGAGUGUCUCGGUUCGACGCGGGGAUGGACAGAGGAUGGCGUGUCACUGAUAAAGAUCCGGUUUAAUCAGAACCAAGUCCCUGAAUCAUUCAGCAAUGAUGGCUGAGACACGACACACCGAGAGCUCACUCUGCAGUUGUUUCUUCCUGUACGAUCGCUCUAAAGUGCGUGAGGAAGGUGAUCUGACCCGCGCCGGCAUCUACUACUACUACCCUGAACAAACUCCGUUGGAUCAGCAGGAGUUAGUGUGUGGUCAGCUGGCCGGUGUGAGUCGCUGUGUGUCAGAGAUUUCAGCGUCUCCAGUCCGUCUGCUCCGUCUGCGCAGGAGCAAAUACGCCAUCCGCAUGAGAGACGACUUCCUCUGGGCUCUGAGCUGUGUAAACGAUCUCCCGGAUGUCAGUAUGUGUGAUUUUCUGGAUCAGAUGAUUGAUCUGUUCUGUUUCUAUAACGGCUCGGUGCGUCGCAGCUAUCAGCUCCACACUCAGGAGGAACUGGCUGUAUGCUGGGCUCGUUAUCUCUCCCACCUGCAGGGCGGCGCUACUGAGCUCCACCACAUCUUCACCUGCCUCACAACCAUCGACUACACACAUAUUGACCCCUUGUUGUUGAUGAAGGCUGCUCUGAUCCUGCAGGUGUGUCAGCGCUGCCCCCUGGUGUUAGCAGGCUGUAUCCUCCACCGUGGCAGAAUGGUGAGCACACAGAUGUCUCCAGAGCUGACGAUGAAGGUGAUGGUGCAUGAAACAGAGACGUACGGCCUACAGGAACAGAAAAAGCCAACCAGUGGGAGGAGCUCUUUUCUGGCUACACCCAAUUGUACGACCACAACAUCAGUGUAUCUGACGCAGUCUGAGCUGCACACACUACGCCGCCCUCUAGUGGACAACUCCGCAUCCUGCAGAUCGGAAUCUCCCAAGCGACCAUUGAAGCCCCGCCUCCUUUCUCGCACUCUUUCUGACACUCCGAUCACUGACCCAUCGUCCUGUCAGAUGCUGGCGUCCUCCCCUGACUCCUCCCUCUCUGAUGACGCGAGCUUCAGCUUGUGUCCCUCAUUAGCGAGCACGCCGUUUCGCUCCAGUGUAGCAAGCCAGUCAGAAGGAGUAGACGCGGAUGAGUCACAUGACCAUGACCUGGCCAAUGAGAUGCUUCUGUUUGAGGGUUCAGCAGCAGCAGGUAAAGGUGAGGACGGUGAGCAUGACCAGGUCGAUGAUGUCAGUGCCGGGUAUCGGAACCACAGCAGCAGCGAGGACGAGAAUCUCCUAGCUCUCAGAGACGAUGAAGAGAAGGAGGAGGAAGGGGCAGGGCAAGCGACCGACAUCAGAGAGGAGCGUGUGGGGGUGUGUGAGGAGCGUGACGUGGUUCUUGAGCCCAUGCUGCUGUACGAGCACCGGGUCAGAGGGCUUGUACUUGUACUGCUGGUGGAACCUGGCUUCGAGACACACCCUAAUGCCAAACAGGAAGUGUACCACAGUAGUCUGGCGUCCCUGAACGGACUCGAGGCUCACCUGAGGACGAUUCCACCUGCGUCUGAGAUUCCUGCGGUGCCGUACACUUUCGCCCACUAUGACCGCAUCCAGAACACACUCACCACAAACAUGUGUGGUCGUUCUACAGGACCUCAGGAUCGCCCGUUUGUGAAAGCCACAGCUCUGUUGCACUCGCACUUCUCACACGUGGACAUGCUGCAGGAAGCCAUUAUCAGGAGCGCCGGCUGUGCUCUCUACGCCACCCGCACUGCUGCUCAGGAGACCUUCUUCGUCCAGCAGGGGGUGCCCGCAAGGAAUUCUGGGAUACCGAAUGGCCAGGACAGCGCCUUCUCUCUGCCGAGUAAAGCUCGCCAUCGCUUACUCAAACAUGGAGUCAACCUGCUCUGAGCUACGAACACACACACACACACACACACACACAGAUGCCUGUAAUCAUUAAUGACCUUUAUACAGAGGUUGAGUGUAUUAGCUACAUAGUAACUAAUAAACUAGCACCCUAGUGUAUGUGCACUACGUAGGGUAUGACGUAAAGCCUCCUACACACUACAUGGUGUCUAAAUUCACUCCCUACUGUAUACCGAGGUUAUGAGUUAAAUACCUCAAUGACUAGCUAACACCUUUUUAGCCCACAUUCUUAUGAUUAUUCUUAGUUUGUGGUGUGUGUGUCUGUGUAGUGUGCAUUUCCUACUAAAACAUACACACUUUAAAAAAAAAAACGAUUACUUAACCGUACCGUUUUUUGUUGCUGGAAUGGUACUUUCAGUACCGUUAGUAUCUUUUUCCAACUGUGCAUGCAGUUAAAAUAUUUCCACAUUUCCAGGUGAAAGGUAGACACUGAAGGUACUAAAGGUAAACACCCCAGCAACAAGGACAAGAAACUGUUUAGUACCCUUAUUUUCCUCAGAGUAUAAAAGCAUAUUGUUGUUUUAAAGCUUAUUUGUAAUAAAUGUUAAAUAAAGAUAAAUAUUUGUAGUAUAAAACGUAGUGUUACUGAUGAAUUCAGGUAAAAAAAAAAAAGUUUGUUGUAAUUAUUCUACUUUUCUACCAACAUGGGCAAGUUUUUAAGGACACGUCCUGCUUUAAGGGAGUUUAAUAUUUUUAUCCGCCUGCAUUUCUGUUGCAUUGUUCUUAUCUGAUUUUAUUAGUGGUCAUAUAAAUAACUUGAGUAGCUGGAGUUGUUCUCAUGGUGACAAAAUAACCCCAGCCCCUCCCCUUGGCCACCCGUAAGCUUCAUUUCCAGGUUACGGACCAGCAAUCCCUCUCGAGGUGAAAAGAUCAGACCCCCGAGUCAGCGACCUGUCUGAUUCCUGCUAACGUGUGCCAAUGAUUUUGACUUGGUCAGGUAAUAAAAAUAGAUAAGAGUAAAUAGUCGACUCACUGACGUCCAGUAACAUUCAAUUCAAGGGUUGACUCUUUCAACUCCCAAAUGACUCACUGACAUUUUCCCUGCUCAAACCAGACAUUUUGAGCCGUUUCACUGACUGCAUCAGAAGUUGUUUAAUGAAAUUUUACUCUGCCUUUUAAUAAACACCAUAACAUUACUGUACCUGAGCCUACAAGAAUACACGGCUAAGAGUCAAACACACAACUCGCACAAACAGAACGGCUCAGAUGAUGGCCACCAAAAAGGUUUGCAUGGAAGCAUUUAAGAGGUAACAAGAUGAAUGAAUGGAUAAAUAAAUAAAAUUUAAAAAAUCUAGAAGAAAGACAGAAAAUUACACAUUUACAUAUGAAUCAACUCCACCUAGAAGACCUGCUCCCAUGAGAUGAUACUAACUAAUCUAGAUAUGAUUUUAGUUCACUGAAAUGCAACACAUUUCCUACACGGUGUGUGUAGUGAUGUUUGUGUAGGUUAAAUGAUUCUGCAGGGACCGCUCUUGCCUCGGGCCCCACAGACCCACGGGCCCGCUUGACCUGCUAUUGAUUGUGCUGUGGGUCAGAAAAAGAAAGUUUUAUGCUCUCUCAGCGGGUGUCAUUUCGUUUGCAAAUGAGUGUUGUGUUGGUGAUGGUGCACAUGCGGUGUAAUUAGGGCUCAUUAGGGGGUUGUAAAUGGGAAUAGGCCGCAUUAAGCUGUUCACUGAAGGGCCUCAUUAUGCAGGAGCAUUUAAAGCCUCCACGGGGGUGUGAAUGGGCGUAAAGAGCCACACACAAAAAAAAUCCUGCAUAGGCUGGGGGAAGAACUCAGAUGACACUCAGCACAUACACUCUUUUGUCACUGUGUUGGAUUGUUUAGUUUUUAAACACAUUUAGAAGUGAUUAAGCUCAGUUGCUGCUAACUUCGUAUGGUGAAUUUGAGGUCAGAUUUGGUUUAUUAGCUUCUUAGAGCCUUUCUUUCUUUUUUAAAGGAGCUUUAAAACAGUGACCUAUAAAGCACAUAUUAGGCACUUUCCUGCUCCUGACAGAGUUUUAACCACUGGCUAUAGGGCUUGGAGUCAAUUCCUAAGAGUUUCGAUUCGAAAUCGUGAGUCGACUCUGAAGCUUUGGUGUAAUUUUACUUUGGGAAAUAACGUGUAAAAAUGAAAAGCAAUAAAACAGCGACAACAACAGAUGAUAAAGCAUCUAAGUAGCUGCGCAUUAACCUUUCUAAAUCAAAUCCCUAAAAUGGCGGUUGUUCACGAAUCAUAUGUGAAUCAUAAAUGAUAUCCGAAUCAAAAAUGAUUGCUUAAGUUGAAAAGAUCCUUGUCAUUCGUUAUUGCACGGAUUAUUUUACAAGGUCUCGUUAAGAAAUACAGAAAGUGAUUAAGAAUAUAAUAUGUUGUGUGGAAUCAAUUUGAAUAGUUUUCCAUACACCUUGACUCGGGAGUCGACUCAGCAUUCAAACAGUCCUACUGAAACGUGCUCGAGCCAGCGUUCGAGAACAACCAAUCAGAGGGCGCUCGCGACCAACGCCUUAUAUUCUUAGUUUUUUAUUUAUUUAUUU